AUGCCGCGUACAACCAGGAAAUCAUUAAAAACUCUUCAACAUACAGCCACGGAUAGAGAAAAUUUAGUGGGUAGACCUUCAAAAAGUUUGAAACACCAACUUAGUCAAGAAUCCGUUGUAGAUGUUGAAGUAAAAAGGAAGAAUUUAUGCACCAAAGAAGUUCAAGUAAAUCUGGAAGACAAGAUAAGUGCAAAGGACUUGACAGAUCCUGACGGUGCUUCUGAAAAGUAUUGGGAAAUUCUAUCUGAGAAACGCCAAGUAGCCCUUCAAGAUGCUUUGGAAGAAAACGAAAAACUUAGAAAGAUUAUUGAGGACUUAAAACAGGAGAACAUGCAAUUUAAACAAAUGUUAGAAGAAGCCAACAGUUUUGUGGAAGUUAUUAAGGAGGAACUGGCAAAUAGCAGUAACAAUGACACAGGGAUUGAUGUCAAUGACGUCAGUACCGCUGAUGAAACUCAAGAAGAGGACAAGUCAGAAUCCAAAGAUUAG
Molecule: messenger RNA, 489 nt
Organism: Danaus chrysippus (African queen)
Lineage: Eukaryota; Metazoa; Arthropoda; Insecta; Lepidoptera; Nymphalidae
Source: the annotation of a GenBank genome assembly